Messenger RNA from Pocillopora verrucosa, 981 nucleotides. RefSeq names its product trace amine-associated receptor 9-like. Lineage: Eukaryota; Metazoa; Cnidaria; Anthozoa; Scleractinia; Pocilloporidae. Gene Ontology annotation, molecular function: G protein-coupled receptor activity. The record is from RefSeq and is a predicted model, not a curated record. Gene Ontology annotation, cellular component: plasma membrane. Gene Ontology annotation, biological process: G protein-coupled receptor signaling pathway.
AUGGAAAAAGGAAACUUUACUGAUGGCGAAAAAUACUCUGGGGUGUUUGAACAGCGGCGAUGCUCAGACUCCUUAACAAGAGGAAUGGAAGGACAUCUCAAAUAUCUCAUAGCGUUUAAUAGCUUUCUUUCCGUCGUUGCAUUUCUUGGAAAUACUCUCGUGCUGGUGGCUCUUCGAAAGGAAACUUCGCUUCAUCCGCCCUCGAAGCUUUUGUUACGUUGUCUGGCAGCAACUGAUCUCUGCGUUGGUCUGAUUACAGAACCCCUGAAUAUCAAUUAUUGGGUGUCCCUAUUAAAGGAGGAUUGGAACACUUGUCUCUAUGCAUAUAAGGCAUGUUUCAUAACAAGUUAUAUUUUGUCUUCCGUAUCUUUGUUAACAAUAACGGCAAUAAGCGUGGACAGACUUCUCGCUUUGUUACUGGGGCUGAGAUAUAAACUCAUUGUAACUUUAAAGCGAACAUAUGCGGCUGUGAUUACCUUUUGGUUUGUUUCCACUGCGGCUGCCACACUAUAUCUCUUAAACCAUCUUAUCACCUUUCUUUAUGGCUACAUUUUCAUACCGUCAUGUAUUUUCAUUUCAAUUUGUUCCUAUACAAAGAUUUUCUUUACAUUACGCCACCAUCGAACUCGUGCACAAGAAAAUGCUUCUGAUGGAAUACCGGGUCAAGCUAGGAACCUGGCGCGAUACAGAAGGGCAGUGAUCAGUGCAUUGUGGGUCCAACUGGCUUUAGUUGCUUGCUAUAUUCCUUAUGGUGUUGUGGGUGUUCUCUUUAGUAAUAGUAAACUCACGCCAUCAAAAUUUUUCUUUUUGGAGGUUACGAUAUCCUUAGUGUACUUUAACUCAUCUUUAAACCCGUUUCUUUACUUCUGGAAGAUAAGCGAAGUGAGAAAUGCUGUAAAAACUACAUUAGACAAGUUCCUCCUCAUUUAUGCAGUUAACAAGAGCACUUUUUCCGUAACAGAGCGCAGAAAAGAUAUUUAA